UCUAGCUAUUGGGUAAAUAUCAGAAUCUUGGUGCGGAAGGUGGUCACUUCAGGUUGCGUCCUGUACCGCCUACUUCAUUCCAGUUCCUGCCCUCUUGUUACCAUCUCCAUGAAGCGCUUGUCUAUCGUCGGGUGUGCGUUGCUGCUGUCACCACCGCUCGCAGCCUCCGUAUCCUUUCCCGAUAAUGUAGCGUCCCUCAUUGACACAUCCGCCGAUCCUUGCGAGGAUUUCUAUCAGUUUUCAUGCGGUGGAUGGCUCGCAACCCACGAGAUCGACGUGGACAAGUCCAUAGUAGAAUACUCAUUCGAUAUGGCUCAGGACGCGAUGGACGAGACCAUUUUACAAGCGAUCGCCAAUGAUUCCACCUCGUUGACCGGUGCACUCUUCGCUUCCUGCAUGGACAUGGACGCACGCAAUGCACUCGGAGCGGAACCUCUACAAAGCGGUCUGGAGAGUAUUGUGAAGGCGCAGAACAGGCAAGAACUCUUCCGAAUAGCUGGACGACUCGCACGCACAGGCGCAGAUUUUAUCACAAACUUGCAACCACAUUCGAGUCUACAGAACUCGAGUAGGAACAUACUCUGGGUGUCGCAUGCAGAUCUGACACUAGACGACGAAUACUACGAGAACCCUCAAGUGCUCACUUAUGUCGAGACGAAUCUGUCGGAUUACGCGUCGACGCUACUGAAUCUGACAGAGUUUCAAUUGGAAACAAAUGAGUACGACGACUAUGGAGAAGUGGUGUUGAGUGUGGAGAAGCAGCUGAUUGAGUUGCAAAACUACGCAGAGUUGGAUCCAGUGAGUACAGAUAUGUACUAUUUGUUCGCUUAUAAAGAGGCUGCAGUCAACUAUCCGCUCGUGUUUGGAGCGUACGCAGAAGGCAUGCAACUUCUGGACGAUGCCCCAGCACUAACUGAAGAUUCGGAAGUUGCGUUACUCAGCAUUUCGUACUUUGAAAAAGCUGAGGAGUUGGUGUCACUCCUUUCAUUGGACGCACUUAAAGUGUACGUGGCCUUCGCAUACAUCAACAACUUUGCCAAGUUCUUGAGUGAUCCGUUUGUUGCAGCCCACGUUAAAUUCUUCCGUGGAGUGAUGCUUGGAGCAGAAGCUUCGCUGUCAUUAGAGAAAAUUUGUGUGGAACAUGUAAUUGAUCUGCUGCCUGUACACGCUGGUGCAGCGUAUGUGGCUCAUCGUGACGAUAUGAAGGAGACUGGAGAUGCUUUUAUCGCAAUGCUUGACGAGAUCCUCGAUGCUAUGGCACAAAAUAUCAAAACGCUGGACUGGCUGGACGAGCAGACACGAACUAGUGCAUUGUCGAAGCUAGAUACACUUGAUGUGAUGUAUCUGGCGCCUGACGAUGAACAGUUAGAGAAAGAAGCGGAAGGACUUGCCAAGCUCGACCCCACUGCAUUUUUCGAUAAUGUAGAUUUUAUCUACACGGCUCAGUAUGUCGCACUGACUUGGGCCAUUGGAGCAGAUGUGGAUCGUGAUGAGUGGGGGAUGAGUGCUGCAUCGGCCAACGCGUACUACUCGCCCUACGCCAACCAGAUUGUGUUCCCUGCAGGAAUAAUGCAGAGUCCAUUUUUCGAUUCAAAGAGUACCGCAGCUCAGAUCUUUGGGUCUUUGGGUGUCGUCGCCGGACAUGAAAUUACCCACGGGUUUGAUACUAUGGGUGCAAACUUCGAUGCAAAGGGCAACUGGAACGCGUGGUGGACUGAAGUUACGGCCACCGAGUUUGAAACCCGGGCGCAGUGCCUAGUUGACCAAUACAGUUCGUUCUACACUGAAGCGGAGGACGGAGUGGAGCUCAUCCCUGUGAACGGCAUGAAAACUCUGGGCGAGAAUAUCGCCGAUAACGGCGGUCUACAUGUGGCCUUCAACGCCUACAGAAACCGCAUUUCUGGCUCAAGCAACGGUGGCAAUAAUACUGACGACGACCAGCUCUUCUUUGUGUCGUAUGCGCAGACAUGGUGCGGCAAAGAACGCGACGAGAUGGCUGUGGACUCGUUCAUCACGAACGUACACGCGGUUGGCGAUGUGCGUGUGAAUGGCGCCGUAAUGAACAGCGCUGCGUUUGCUAAAGCUUUUAGCUGCCCCGAAGGAGCCACAAUGAACCCAAGCAACAAGUGCGUUGUGUGGUAGAUUUAUAAUACCAAUCAAACAAUAUAAAAUGCACUUGAACAUUUUUAGCUUUAGAGUUAUGGUAUUUUUAGGAGCGCUUAAUAAAAUCUGGUGACAUU
Molecule: messenger RNA, 2240 nt
Organism: Phytophthora nicotianae INRA-310
Lineage: Eukaryota; Oomycota; Peronosporomycetes; Peronosporales; Peronosporaceae
Exons: 1
Coding region: 109-2142 (677 amino acids)
Biological process (GO): protein processing
Cellular component (GO): plasma membrane
Molecular function (GO): metalloendopeptidase activity
Source: RefSeq, a predicted model, not a curated record